Messenger RNA from Archocentrus centrarchus (flier cichlid), 5217 nucleotides. RefSeq names its product LMBR1 domain containing 2b (gene lmbrd2b). Gene Ontology annotation, cellular component: membrane. The record is from RefSeq and is a predicted model, not a curated record. NCBI's taxonomy places the organism in Eukaryota, Metazoa, Chordata, Actinopteri, Cichliformes, Cichlidae. Gene Ontology annotation, biological process: adrenergic receptor signaling pathway. The transcript has 18 exons. Bases 215 to 2323 code for a protein of 702 amino acids.
GGCUAACUCUGACGUCAUCACCUCCUGCUAGGACCGGGAUGUGACGUACUGAUGCUCCGCGGACUCGCCCGCAGGUAAAGAGCAGCUUUCGGAGGUUCUCACGGUGAACGCGGCGGAUCGUACCCGGAACGGCCCCCUGACGUCCCUCUGAGAGGAGCCGGAGCACGCGGAGGAAACACGGUUUGCGUCGGGCUGCUGACGGGAGCGCGGCGGGAUGAGCGGGGCGGCUCUCGGCAUCGAGAUCGUGGUGGUGUUUUUUUUGGCGCUGUUCCUGCUGCACCGAUAUGGAGACUUCAAGAAGCAGCAGCGCAUGGUGCUGUUCGGCACGCUGCUGGCCUGGUACCUGUGCUUCCUCAUCGUCUUCAUCCUGCCCCUGGACGUCAGCACGACCAUCUACAGGCAGUGCAAGAAGGAGCACGAGGAGCAGGCUUCUGUUCUCAGCCCGCUGCCGUCCAAUCACAGCACAGCAAACACGACUGCUGCACCCAGCAAAAGUGUACUGACGCCGUGCUACAAGCCGUGGAGCUACAUCCCCGACGGCAUCAUGCCGGUGUUCUGGAGGGUGGUGUACUGGACGUCUCAGUGCCUCACAUGGCUGCUGCUGCCCUUCAUGCAGUCGUACGCUCGCUCCGGAGGCUUCUCCAUCACCGGGAAGAUCAAAACGGCGCUGAUAGAGAACGCCAUUUAUUACGGCACCUACCUGCUCAUUUUCGGCUCCCUGCUCAUUUACGUGGCCGUUCACCCGGAGUGGCACCUCUCCUGGUACGAGCUGCAGACCAUCGGGAUCACUGCCGCCAACACCUGGGGUCUGUUCCUGCUGGUGCUGCUGCUUGGGUACGGGCUGGUGGAGAUCCCUCGCUCCUACUGGAACGCCUCCCGACACGGACACCUGCUCAUCAAGACGUACUUCAAGGCUUCCAAGCUGAUGACGGAGAAGGCGGACGCAGAGGAGAACCUGGAGGACGUCAUGGAGGAGGUGAGAAAAGUCAGCGAGUCCAUCAAAUACAACCACCCGCUGAGGAAGUACAUCGACACCAUCCUCAGGAAAUGCCCUCUGGAUUACCAGGAGAAGAUGGGCAGGAACAUGGACGACUACGAGGACUUUGAUGACAAACAGAACACCUACCCGACAGAGAAGAGCCUCGUGAAGCUUCACAAACAGGUGAUCUACGCGGUGCAGAGACACAACAGGACUCGUGUGCAGUGGCAGAUCCUCCUGCAGCAGGCCAUCCACCUGGAGGACGUCGCCAAGAACGAGACCAGCUCCACCCACCAGUUCGUCCACAGCUUCCCGUCAUCUGAGCCGGCCGGCUGGUUCAGCAGAUACAUCUACACCCCGACUGUAGAGUGGUACUGGCAGUGCCUCCUGAAGCGCUGGUUUUACCGGCUCCUCUCCGUCGUCCUGACUCUGUUCAGCGUGGCCGUGGUUUGGUCCGAGUGCACCUUCUUCAGCACCCGGCCCGUCCUCUCGCUGUUCGCCAUCUUCAUCCAGCUGGCUGAGAGAGACUACAACUACCUGUACAUCGAGAUGGCGUGCUUCAUCACAAUCUUCUUCCUGUGUACCUGCGUUUACUCCACCGUCUUCCGCAUCCGAGUCUUCAACUACUACUACCUGGCCUCCCAUCACCAGACCGACGCCUACAGCCUCCAGUUCAGCGGCAUGCUCUUCUGUCGUUUGACUCCUCCGCUGUGUCUCAACUUCCUGGGUCUGAUCCACAUGGACUCGGCCAUCUCCCACCAGAACAAGCUGCAGACUGCGUACACCUCUAUCAUGGGCUCGAUGCGCGUUCUCUCUUUCAUCGCUAACGGCUUCUACAUCUACUACCCCAUGCUGAUCGUCAUUCUCUGCAUCGCCACCUACUUCAGUUUGGGGACUCGCUGCCUGAACCUUCUGGGCUUCCAGCAGUUUAUGGAUGACAGUGAAAUGACCUCUGACCUGAUCGACGAGGGGAAGGAGCUGAUCCGACGGGAGAAAAGAAAGAGGCAGAGGAUUGAAGAUGGAGAGAGCAGACGGAGGGAGUGGAAGGAGCGAUACGGAAACCCGAGAGAAGACUACGCCGCGAGGAACAGGAGCAGCCACGAGAUGAAGGAGACCAGCUACUCAGACACGGUGAACUCCAGCAACAGCAGACAGGCCAAAUAUACCCGCUCCGGGAGCCGAGCGGAGCGGGAUCGCAUCGAGCUGCUGCAGGACGCCGAGCCUUUAGACUUCAACGCCGACGCGCUGACAGACGACCCACUGGACCCCGAAUCUGGAAGGCACUCAGGAGGACGGUAUCUGUCCAUGUCUUCGUCUCGUAGCCGAAUAUUUGAUGACGUGUAGAUGAACCGUGAGUCUGAGCCAUAAACUGGAGCGUCUACCUGCAGAGAGCGAAUGUACAGCAUGGCCUCGUCACUCGGCAUGCAUGAUGAUAAAAACCCGCUCAGGUGUGUCUGUGAACUCCUCUCACCUGGAAAUAUCUUCAUCAACACUUUGCAUCAGUUUUUGUCCCGGCUUGGCUGCAGGUCCAUGAAGGCACUUUUGAACAUUAAAGUUACUCGUAUGAAUGAAACACGUGACACACGUCACAGUUUCCUGUUUGGCUGCGAGUCAUGAAGGCCGGAGGAACAGCCAGAGCACAUGAUCCAGACUCACUGCAUCACUUUAACCAGAGGUUUCAUGAAGGUCCUGCUUAUUAUAUUUAAUUUAUAGUUUUGAUUCUUUAAUGUUGUAGAUUUAUGUGUUGGGAUCAGCUGAUAAACCUCAUCGGUCUGCACACUGUUUCACCUUCAGUCACAGAAGGAGCUCAGAUCUUCAUAGUGUUUAAUGUGCAGCAUCAUUUAAUCUGUAUUUAUGUGUAAUUUAAACCUGAUUGGGAGGUGAUGGUUAUGAAACCGUGUGAUCAAAAACAACUUCAGUGCAUUAAAUAUAAAUUUAUACUGUUUGGAAACACUGACCGUGUGCAGUUCUGUGCAAAAGUCUUGACUCACCUCAUAUCUUUAUAUGUUGCUGGAAAAAUGGGAAAAGGUGCAAACACAUGGAAAUACAGCAUCUAAGACAAAACAGAGAUUUUAUAAUUCUACCAAAACCUUUAUUGUCCAUCACAGUCUGGACUUGUCUUCAGGAACAGUUCUCCAGCUUCUUGAAGGACAUUAAAGCUCUUCUUUGGAUGUUUCUGCCUUUUGUUGAUGGUGAUGAAGAUGGGCCAUCGCUGCUUCAGUAAUAUCUGAUCCACGGCUGACUCUGUAUAUCCAGGUUUUACUGCACUGGCAGCGUGUUUGUGAUGAUUGUCAGGCUAAAAAUGAAGCUGCUGCCAAUCAGAAGCUUUCCAGACGGUGCACGGUGGAUCAAAAUCUGAUCGCACUUUCUGCAUUCAUAAUUCCAUCAAUUUUGAUGAUCUCCAUCUCCACUGGCUGAGCUGCAGUUUAGAUUUAGAUUCAACUAAAGAAAUGGGAGCAGAUGAUGUGUUUGUGUGACAGGCUGCGAGUAACAAAGCGCCUAAAGACACAAUUCAAAAUGAGUUUUUUGCUGAGCUGUCAGUCACGUGCAGACUCAGCAUGGCUUCAUCCCUUGAGAAAAACCUGGAUAUGCUUUCAGAAAGCUGGAGAACUGUUGCUCAAGAGCACUUUAGAAAUUACAACAAAGUGUUGGAAGCAAAAUAUAAAGAAAUGAAGAUCAGUUCAAAACUUUAGCACAGUAAUGUAUCUGCCAUGUUGAAGGAAAAAAUGACAGAUUAUAGAAGUAAGAAAAAGAGAUCUUUAAAACCUGUUUUUGUCUGUUUCAGGCUGCAUGUCAAAGCUUAACGUCUGUGAUUCUUACAAAGCUGUCGUGUUUUAGAGCUUUGAAUGGGUCAUUCUUGCCUUCCAGGCAGCCACUGUUAGUUUCUUAAGAAGGCAGUUCAACUAUAAACUUAUUGAUUUCAUAUUUGUGUAGAGAGAACAGAAGUUCAUCCGUGUGCUGUAAGAUUUAUUGUUGGUCUGUUUACAUUCAUGGAAAUGUAAAGAACCGAGAACCGAUCCCUGAGGAACCCCAGGAAUCACUGUGGGGUUUUGUUGAUCAUUUCCUAAACCUCCAUCUUAAUUUCUCUGAUUAGAAACAGUUUUGUUGUUUGUGACGGUUGUUGAAGGUGAGGUCGUACUUUGGCCUUACACUUUAUAUCUCAAAACAUUUUACAAGUUAUGGUAGCAUCCAGUUUGUCCUGAUUUCACGACAGGAAGAUGAGCUGUCACUGGGAGAACGGGGGGGGUGCACCUUAGACAGGACAGAGACCGAAAACCACACCCUCUCACAAUUACCCCAGUGGCCAAUGUAGAAUCACCACCAACAACAUGUGUUUGCACAGUGGGAGGAAACCCAAGCAGGCACAGGAGAACAUUCAAAUUCCACAAACAAACACCCAGAACCUUCCUGCUGUGGGCAGUGAUGGACAGCACCACUGCACCAACCAAAUACAACAUAUUCAUGUAUUUCCUGUGUUACAGGAGUGUGUAGUAACAAGGUGAUUACAGAGUGCACCUUUAAGUUUCUGGUAUUUAAAGCUUAAUUAAGCCUCUUUUGACAUUAGUGUUUUAUUAAAAGGUUUAAAGAUCAAAGGAUCUUUCAGUGAAAGGUCACCGGUUUGAUCCGGUUGCGUCAGGAAACUGACACAGUCAGAAGGACCUCACUGUGAGUGCAGGAAUGCUGUCAUGGAGCCUCUGAUACAACUCCAGUUUGUCCUGCUGCUCAGAGUCAGAGAGAGUACAGUAACAGCUGCCUGGAAUGUAGGAAACAUCUGUGGUUACAGUAAACAAUGAUAUGAAGUGAGCUCAUGUCCAGAAACACUGAACUGCUCCUUUAAAUCUGAUGAAGAUCCUGCUGGCAGGUUCAGCUCAGAUCUUCAGUCAGAAAGGUUGAUGGUCGGGAUAAAACUGGACUCACUGACACUUCUGUACAUAUGUAUGAUAUCUUUUGUAUGAUAUGGGCUGAUUAUUGUUGAUAGCUGUGACUUUGUGUUUAUAUUCCUUGCAGCCUGUUAGCGCUGUACCUCCUCCUGGUCAAACAGCUCCUUCCUGUAGUGUUUCUGUCUCAUCGUGUUGGUGAUUCUGGUGAUGAAUAUUUAUUAUCCAACAUGAUCUCAGCACUUUUUUUUCUGGUUCUGGAGCCGGAGAGUAGAACUCGUGCUGAUCUGAAUCCUGUGAUUUAUGGUAGUGAUUUAUUCCCAAUACAAAACAAUAAUGUUACACAAUAAAAAUGAUCGU